Molecule: messenger RNA, 315 nt
Organism: Exophiala aquamarina CBS 119918
Lineage: Eukaryota; Fungi; Ascomycota; Eurotiomycetes; Chaetothyriales; Herpotrichiellaceae
Exons: 3
Biological process (GO): P-body assembly; mRNA splicing, via spliceosome
Cellular component (GO): Lsm1-7-Pat1 complex; catalytic step 2 spliceosome; precatalytic spliceosome
Molecular function (GO): RNA binding
Source: RefSeq, a predicted model, not a curated record
AUGGCAGACGUUGGCGGUGAAGCAACAUCUAGUGUUUCCGAGCCUCUGGACCUUGUGCGCCUAUCACUGGAUGAAAGAGUCUUCGUUCGCCUGCGUGGAGAUCGUGAAUUGAAGGGCCGACUCCAUGCGUAUGACAGCCAUUGCAAUCUUGUACUCGGUGAAGUGGAGGAAACAAUAUACACCAUCGAGGAAGAGGAAGAUGGUGAGGAGAAUAUCAAGGUCUCGAAAAAGCAAUCAGAAAUGCUGUUCGUUCGCGGUUGGUCUCGCUCCCUUCUCUUAAAUCAGAUCCUAGCUAAGCCCUCCCAGGCGAUUCCG